Molecule: messenger RNA, 2067 nt
Organism: Limulus polyphemus (Atlantic horseshoe crab)
Lineage: Eukaryota; Metazoa; Arthropoda; Merostomata; Xiphosura; Limulidae
Gene: bisc
Product: TM2 domain-containing protein CG10795-like
Exons: 6
Coding region: 562-1116 (184 amino acids)
Source: RefSeq, a predicted model, not a curated record
UUUGAAAUAUGCCUUAGAUUAGAAUUAAAAUGUACGAUAAAAAUUGUAAGUUACGUUAUAAUGCCUCACCAUAUUUCAGUGUUUAAAAUAAUGGUUUAAAAUGUUACACUGUUAUUGUUAUCUUCACCAAUGUAGUAAUGAUAAUGCUUUAUGUAGAAUAUUAUUAGGUGUAGGGUGUGAUGUAGAACUUUUUAUUUUAUUUAUUAAUUGUAAACUUUAGUGAGUGGUUUAUGUGAUAAAAUUUUUGUUUCCUACUAGUACGCUACAGUGUAAAUAACAUUGUUAGUAAUAUUUUUAUUGGAACAUUAGUAUUUAUCAAUAUAACAAAUUCAGUGAUUCAAUUACAUCUUUUAUUUUAGGAUCCAGCAAGCUCGUAUUCUUUGUUUAUGGUUGCCAGAAAAAGAAAAUAGUUCUCCAUAAAUGUAUUUAAAUUUAGUACAUGUCAAUAAAAACUACUGUUCAAAAUAGUGUUAAUAAAGAGGUUGCAUUUAUGCAGAAUUCUGCUUUAUAUGCAGGAAAUUCAGUUAAAUGCUAAAAAAAUAACCAUCUCAUUUCUGCACUAUGAAUGAAACAAGCUCUACUGGCUCAAAUUACCAAGUAUUUUUGUACCUAAUGCAACAGGAAAAAUGUCCCACUGCUCCAAGCAUUCAAUUAAAAAAAAGAUAUUCUUGUGCCAGUCCAGAUAUUGACCCCGAAACACAACAACCAAGAGGAUGUUCCAAAGAAAAUAAAGCACUAGUAAAUUGUACAACAUCUGAGAAUAUAAAAUGUAAACCGGGCACAGGAUUGGAUAACAGAAACUUUACAAUUGAGAUACCUUGUGAAUACACGAAUGGCUAUUCAUUUGAAACAGCUCUUCUGUUGUCAAUCUUUCUGGGAAUGUUUGGUGUAGACAGGUUUUACUUAGGCUACCCUGCUAUUGGUUUAUUGAAGCUCUGCACAUUGGGCUUCAUGUUCUUGGGUCAGCUUGUUGACAUAAUACUUAUUGCAUUACAGGUAGUGAGACCUGCAGAUGGUUCUUACUAUGUGAUAAACUAUUUUGGACCACGUUUAACUUUUCUUCAGAUGAACAAUGAUACAUAUGUUGUACCUCAGGAACCUGAAGCCGAACUUUGAGAAAACAACCAAUGUGGCUAUUAUCAAACUACAAUUAAGUUGUUUUCUGUGGAUCUGAAUCUUUCUUCUGAUGAUUAAAAACAAGAAGAAGAAUGUGCAUUACUUUCACAAACCCUGGAUGGAUGAUAACCACUAUCAAAUACUCUCCCCAGUUUGUUUAAGAUGACUUGUUUCUUCUCUGUUUGUAGUAUUAGUUGGGUUUUUCAUUCAAUAAGAGAGGGUUACACAAGUAAGAAGCUGAUAUGUUUUAAACUUCACUUUGCAAAUUUUAAUUAGCUGGAGACUUUGCAACAUAAAUACAAUGGAAUAAUGUUUUUUUAUAUUAUGUACUAAUCAUAUCAUUGAACUGUAUAAUUACUUUCAUCUUAAUGUUAAUUUAACUUGUCUUUCAUAGAGUUUUGUUUGCAAUGAAAACAUUGGAUGUAAAAUGCUUUGUAUAUUUUCAUAUACUAAUGCUUUCUCUAAACAUAUUCUGUAAUCUAUCUCAAAGUUUCAACUUCACCAUAUUGUUAUCAGUAUGUAGCUCCUCAAAAUUACUUUUUUUGUAUUUAAGAAUGUUUUGUUUCUUUGAAGAAGUUGGCCAAAGACUGAUAACAUAAAAUUACAAGAUACUACUAUAUUUUGUGCUACUUGUGUUUUGUAAAAUCAAAUAUAAUAUAUAAUCAUAGACAUUUCAACUACAGUUUUGCUUUUUGAUAAAAAAUGUAAAGUGAUAGAUUGAAAUAUGUAAGAUUCUAAAAGAAAGCAAAUUAAGUAAAAUAUAUUUAUAAAAAAAGUGAAACAAGCUUGUGAUAUGAGGAGAAAUGAAAAAGUCGAAGUUAGUUCACAAUCAGUGUUACAUCUGAAGUUAACUCUUGAUUUGAUGCAACAUUACUGAAACUGUGAGCUUUAAUUACAACACCCCUUUUGUUAGUGUAUGUUGAAUAAUAUAACAUGUAUAUGCAAUCCCAA